AUGGGUCCUCCCGGACGUGCAGCCAUAUCGCUCUUCGGUGUGUUCACCUUGACGCUUGCUGCAUUCUGCUCGUUCCUUGGUUUCGCCUCCAACCCCGACGGCGGUGCCCAGCAAAUUUUCCUCACGGCUACAUAUGCGUUGGGUGGAGGGAAUAUAGUCUAUAGCCUGUGUGCUCUACUCCAGCAUGCGCGCAGCGGGGAUUCGGCAGAAACGGGUAUUUUCUGCCCUGUCCUCAGCACUACCGCAGGAAUUGCAGUCUCUGGGGUACUAGCUGCUGGGUGGGAAGAGGAAAAGGAGUGGCGCUUCUUACUGAGCAUACCGGAGAAUGUCAUGGAGGCCUUUACGUCCCCUGGGACACUUUAG
Messenger RNA from Neoarthrinium moseri, 363 nucleotides. RefSeq lists its product as uncharacterized. The record is from RefSeq and is a predicted model, not a curated record. Bases 1 to 363 code for a protein of 120 amino acids. NCBI's taxonomy places the organism in Eukaryota, Fungi, Ascomycota, Sordariomycetes, Amphisphaeriales, Apiosporaceae. The transcript has a single exon.